Prunus mume (Japanese apricot) is the source of this 465-nucleotide messenger RNA. NCBI's taxonomy places the organism in Eukaryota, Viridiplantae, Streptophyta, Magnoliopsida, Rosales, Rosaceae. The record is from RefSeq and is a predicted model, not a curated record.
AUGUCUCCUCCUCCUCCUUCUCCAGUAGCACCUCCUCCUCCUUUCUCAAUUGACGACCCCUCUUUUGUACUCGCAGCUCUCCUAACCUGUUUCAUCCUCUGUUCCUUCAUUAUCCGCGGCUUGUAUUUAAGAAUACGGGAGCUAAAUACUCCAAUUGAUGAUGUCGAAGCACAAAGAAAUCAUCCACAACAGCCUCACCCUCCUCCUAACCAAGCCACUGCUGCAAAAACACCAGCGCCGUUGGCGGAGAAGAAGGCGUCAAGUUUCCGAUAUACAAAGAACCAAGCAAUUGCUACUAACACUGACUCGGAGUGUUCAAUUUGCUUGGGCGAGUUUAAGGACGGGGAAGAAUGUCGGCAGCUUGAGUGUGAACAUGCGUUUCACGGAGAAUGCAUUGAUCAAUGGCUACUCAAGAAGAUGCACUGUCCCCUUUGUCGUGCUACAGUCUCUAGUGUACAACUGUAA